Molecule: messenger RNA, 2032 nt
Organism: Hippopotamus amphibius kiboko
Lineage: Eukaryota; Metazoa; Chordata; Mammalia; Artiodactyla; Hippopotamidae
Product: leukocyte immunoglobulin-like receptor subfamily A member 6
Exons: 7
Coding region: 1-1395 (464 amino acids)
Biological process (GO): cytokine-mediated signaling pathway
Molecular function (GO): inhibitory MHC class I receptor activity
Source: RefSeq, a predicted model, not a curated record
AUGACCCCCACCCGCACGGCCCUGCUCUGCCUCGGGCUGAGUGUGGGCCUGAGGACCCAGGUGCAGGCAGGCACCCUCCCCAAACCCACCAUCUGGGCUGAACCAGGCUCUGUGAUCCCCUGGGGGAGCCCCGUGACCAUCUGGUGUCAGGGGACCCGGGGGGCCCAGGAGUUCUUUCUCGAUAAAGAGGGAAGCUCAGCCCCCUGGGACACACAUAGCCCACUGGAGCCCGGGGUCAAGGCCAAGUUCUCCACCCCACACAUGACAGAGCCCUACGCAGGGAGACACCACUGUUACUAUUUCAGUCUCACUGGCUGGUCAGAGCACAGUGACCCCCUGGAGCUGGUGGUGACAGGAGCCCACAGCAAACCCACCCUCUCAGCCCUGCCCAGCCCUGUGGUGACCUCAGGAGGGAACGUGACCCUCCAGUGUGUCUCAGGGGAGGGACUGGACAGGUUGAUUCUGAUUAAGGAAGGAGAACACAAGUCCUCCCGGACCCUGGACGCACAGCAACGCCCCGAUGGGAAGACUCAGGCCCUGUUCCCUGUGGGCCCCGUGACCCCCACACACAGGUGGACGUUCAGAUGCUACGGCUGUAACAGGGACACCCCCCAGGUGUGGUCGGAACCCAGUGAGCCCCUGGAGCUCCUGGUCGCAGGUGUGUCUGGGAAGCCCUCCCUCCUGACCCCACAGGGCCCUGUCGUGGCCUCUGGACAGAACCUGACCCUCCAGUGUCGCUCUGAUGUCGGCUACGACAGAUUCGCUCUGUCCAAGGAGGGGGGACAGGACCUCCCCCAGCGCCCUGCCCGGCAGCCCCAGGCUGGGCUCUCUCAGGCCGACGUCCCCCUGGGCCGGGUGACCAACACCCACGGGGGCCGGUACAGGUGCUACGGUGGACACAACCUCUCCUCCGAGUGGUCGGCCCCCAGUGACCCCCUGGACAUCCUGGUGGCAGGACGGCUCCCUGACACGCCCUCCCUCUCGGUGCAGCCGGGCCCCAUGGUGGCCUCAGGAGAGAACGUGACCCUGCUGUGUCAGUCAGGGAGCACAAGGGAAAGUUUCCUUCUGUCCAAGGAGGGGGCAGCCCAUCCCCCACUGCGUCUUACACCAAAGUUUCGAGGUGGGCAGUUCCAGGCCGAAUUCUCCAUAAGUCCUGUGACCUCAGCCCACCGUGGGACCUACAGGUGCUACAGCUCACUCAGCAGUCACCCCUACCUGCUGUCACAGCCCAGUGACCCCCUGGAGCUCCUGGUCUCAGCCUCACCCCCCUCAGACCACACGGUGGAGAACCUCGUCCGGAUGGGCAUGGCUGCCACGAUCCUGCUGGGCCUCGGGAUUCUGCUCUUUCAGGCUCGACACGGCCAUGGAGGAACCCCAGGUGCAGCCAGGAGCUGAGCACACGAGGGAGCCAUGCACCGUCCAGAGUGGUGCAGCCUUGGCCAUGACCUCCUGGGCCCAGGAGCUUCUGGAAGGACGUCUGCAGCCUGUGUUGUGUGAACUGUCUGCCGAGACCAUGGAGGGAGAGACAGGGUGUGGGUGCAGGCGCAGGUCUGGGAGUCCCUGGGAAGGGCUCUGCCUCUAGGAACCGUGGGGCUUUCCCUCCCCACCAUGGAGGCCUCUCCCUGACGGCCCCGUCUGCUCUCAGCCCUGUGACACGAGGCACAUCCUACAUGGUGGGUCUGUGUCCACACCUUACACACCUUCAUGCUCUGGUUCACUGUCAUGUAAUAUAUUUUGCUUUAUUUUAAUUUCCACCUAUUCUGGUGUGCUACUGUCUUCCAUCCCUGCACCCAGAAACAGAAUGUUCCUUAAGUAACUGAAUAAAUGCGUGAAAUAUGGGCCAAUUUUGGAACUGAUAGAUCCAAAUUUAUUCCCUAAAGUGCCCAGCACCUCAAGCCCUUCUCUCCUCAUCACAUGACACCUGGUAUAGUUUCUCCAGAAACACCAUCAGUGUGAAGCAACACCCUGGCAUUUGACGUGACAGCCAGCUGCUGUGCUGGUAAGCAGGCUUAGGAAUACAUCACUUUGUAAA